AUGGGCUACACCUACGAGCAGGAGAAAGCCCUCUUCUACCAGCUGCAGAACAAGCUCGUAGCUCUGAAGUACAAGCCCGGCACCGCCCGAGUGGCUCACUACGCGGACCUCGAGAACAGCGUGCUAGACUUGGCGGACAGGCUGGUCGAGUACAUCAAGGCCUGCGUCGCCAGGCGCCACCGGAGGCACCAAUGUCCGGAUGAUAUUAUCCGUAGGUGGGAGGAACUGAAUAGGAUGUGCCGAGAGUUGGCGGCUGAGGCGGGCAGGCUCAAAGAGGAGACCAGACGGGUUCAGGCUGCUAGGAACAGUGACGGGUCGUGUUCAGCAGGAGGCGCGUGCCGGAGGAGGAGGGUGGCCAAGGAGCUUGAUGUUCCGAGAUCUCUUGUGGAAGAGGGCUAG
Molecule: messenger RNA, 399 nt
Organism: Diaporthe amygdali
Lineage: Eukaryota; Fungi; Ascomycota; Sordariomycetes; Diaporthales; Diaporthaceae
Exons: 1
Coding region: 1-399 (132 amino acids)
Source: RefSeq, a predicted model, not a curated record